This is a messenger RNA of Dermacentor silvarum, 8139 nucleotides long. Its product is annotated as homeobox protein Hox-A1-like. Gene Ontology annotation, molecular function: DNA-binding transcription factor activity, RNA polymerase II-specific; RNA polymerase II cis-regulatory region sequence-specific DNA binding. The transcript has 2 exons. Gene Ontology annotation, biological process: regulation of transcription by RNA polymerase II. The record is from RefSeq and is a predicted model, not a curated record. The coding region runs from base 513 to 1679 and encodes 388 amino acids. NCBI's taxonomy places the organism in Eukaryota, Metazoa, Arthropoda, Arachnida, Ixodida, Ixodidae. Gene Ontology annotation, cellular component: nucleus.
AGGCGGUAUCGCCGGCAGAGGCGGGCGUCCCGGCGGCGUGGCCCGGCGUGCGUCCGCCCUCCGCCCCUCCCCGAUUGAUCGCGCGGCGCGCGGCGCGGAACGCUCGUGCGCCAGUCGGCUAUAAAAAAAUGGCCAGGCAAGAGCGCGUAGCGCGCGACUCGGCCCGCGCCCUCCGCUAGAGCCGCACACACGGGCAGGCCAUGUGUGUCCACAGGUAGUCGCGCCGUUUCCAUGGCGACGCGCUGUGUUGUCGCUCGGGGUGUGCAGCAGGCCCCCCGCCGGCCCGCGCGGAGCAGCGCCAGUGAGCAGUGAGAGUUCCACCCGCGGACGACGCGUCGCGCAACGGUGGAAGAAGCCACGCGGGGGCCCCGGGCCCCGCCGCUCGCGCAUGGGGCAGCAGCCGGUGUCACGUGACGAUCAGCGGCCGAACGACGACGACGACGUCUGAAAGCAAAGAGAGCGCGCCGUUAUAACCGUGUAACUCCCAUCCCCCCCCACCCGCCCCUUCCACGAUGAACUCCAAUGUGGUGUACGCGAGCAUGUGUCACAACGGCGACGGCGCCUCGGCGCCCUACGCUUCUUCGGCGCAGCACUACGACCUGGCGGCGCAGGUGUACUUCCCGGCGGCGCCGGCGGAGAGCGCGUACGGACCUCCCGCCGCCAUCUCGUUCCCGGGGGACCCGCGAACGCCGCCGCUGCACGGCGACCCUUCGUCGCUCGGCCACCACCCGCACCACCACCAGAUCAUCAACGACAACAACGGGCUCAGCUACACCAACCUGGACCAGCAAGCAGCCGCAGCUGCUGCGGCGGCGGCCGCCGCUGCCGCCGCUGGCUACCACCUGCACGGCGGGGCGCCCGCCGGCGCGCGCGGCGGCUACGGCUCGCCCGGCGGCGCCAGCCCGCGGCCCGCUCCCACCACGGCGACCACGGGCUUUCCGUACCGGGGCGCGGGCGGCCUGGAGUACGCGCACAUGGAGCCCGUUGCCGGAGUGCACCACGCCGCCACGCCGGGAGACCACAUGACGCCCGGCGAGCGGGCCGGCAUGCACCACGCUUCGGCCGGCUACCCAGCCAGUGCUUACCUCGACCCGCUGACGCUGACGACGCAGAGGCGCAACGGCUACGGCGGCGCCUACGACGGUUACGAGCAGGCGGUGCGGGACAGUUGCCAGCACAACGGGGCCGCGGCGGCGGCCGCAGCGGCCGCCGCUUACCAGGCGUCGUCGCACGCGCUGGUGGCGCGCACCGGACUGUCGCCCCCGAAGCCCGCGCCGGUGCCCACCUACAAAUGGAUGCAAGUCAAGCGCAACGUGCCCAAGCCGCUGCCCAAGCACGAGUACGGCGGCUUCGGCGCGGGCGGCGCCGGCGGUCCGUGCGGUCCCAACGGCACGGGCCGCACAAACUUCACCACCAAGCAGUUGACGGAGCUGGAGAAGGAGUUCCACUUCAACAAGUACCUGACGCGCGCGCGGCGCAUCGAGAUCGCCACGGCGCUGCAGCUGAACGAGACGCAGGUGAAGAUCUGGUUCCAGAACCGCCGCAUGAAGCAGAAGAAGCGCAUGAAAGAGGGCCUCAUCCCGCCCGAGUCCUCACCGCCGGACGGGGCCACGUCGGCCGGCACGCUCUCGCCGGGAAAGCUGUCGCCGCCGUCGCCCCAGCAGAAGGACAGCCAGUGAGCGCCCAGCGUGCGGCCAAAGCUGCCUGCAUGCGGCGAAAUACGUCAUGGGCCAGUGUCUAGACCCUUCUUCCACGAGCUGUGUCAGCCCACGGCCGCCACGCGUUAAACCCCCCACUGAAACCCGGGGCGCACCACCACCACCACCAUCGAUUCUCGCUCUCUCUCGUAUUCGCGGCCGUUCGACCAGGCCCCGUGCGUCACCCCGUGCGUCACCUGCUUGCUUCAUGGGCAUCUUGAGCACAACACAAGUGCCGCGUAGGUGCAACGCGGGUGUGCUGCAGGUGCAUCUACUGUGCAGUUUUGGUGUAGCUUUGGGGCAGCUCUGGUGUAGCUUUGGUGCAGUAAAGGCGUGCUGUUCUGGUGCUGCCCUCGUGCAGCUACAGAGCUGCGCCGGCGCUGCCACUGCUCUUCCACUUCCGGCGUGGAGAAUAUGAGUGAAACCGAAAUACAAAGAAAGGUCGAAAGUAAAGCGAAAAGAUUUAUGAAAUAUCGGCAAAUUUUAAAAACGCCGGCAAAAGUGGCGUCUCAGACGUCGGAAUCGCGUAUGGAAAUUCAGAUUCGUGUUCGAAGCGCUCAACUCGCCAAAAACGACAACCACUGAUCGCUUAUUUGGUUUUCUGUAGAAUUAAUUAGCAGCGUUUGUGGCGUUUGUUCCGAAAUCCCACGCCGAAAUUGAAGUGAGCAGAGAUACGUUACUUGCGAUGAGUGAAGUCGGUGCGACUAGCUUCCUAUCCUCUCUCUUUUUCGUUCACUGCCAUCGUACUAGUUGCACAGUGCGGGCAUGCACUCAUGUAUCGCAUGGGAAGCAGUAUGGUCCGUGUACGUUUAAUAAGUGAAGCGUUGCGUGUUAUAGGGUAAAUAUAUAGUCGCUUUAAGAACAGCCUAUUUUCACAGUGAUCUUAGUGGCUCCUAUAUCCGCUCUUCCCCCGAGCACUUGCUAAAUAUUCGAAUACAUGCGCUUAACACACCUAAAUCGAAUUACCUAUCCGUCACAAGUUUCGGCCAAAAACGAAGAAACCGUUUAUUCGUCGGUCAAGAAAAGACUGCAGCGCAUUGAAUUAGACAACAUGUUGUGAACGCUGUCUUUGUAACAUUGUAGCAUUUUUCACGCUAGUAGUAAUACGCUGUGUGACUUUUUUGAAUAAUCUAUCUGUCUCAACUUUUGAAAAAUCCAUCCGUCUCAAGCUUUGUUGCGUGUGGUAGGCCGCAGUGGCGCCACUAGGAACUCGAGUGACGUCUAUAGCAGAGAGAGCGCCAACGAGGGCGCUCAGGGGAAACCUUAGGUGUCAGAAAUGUAAGCAAGUACCGAAGAUGCAAAGUGGAGAAGGCAGGGAACAGUUCGCUCGUGUGGGGGGCGCCACAGUCCUAUAGAACGUGCCACGCCCGAGUUUCUUUCUACCGUUUUCUUCAUUUCAUCGCCGGACCAGUUUGAUUCUCGAAAGCCCCGCAUCCAAUCGUUCUUGACAGCCGUCGCUUGUGGGUGAAUCGCGUGGGUCGCAAGGCGAGGCGGGAGCCAAAGACGCGACGAGCGGCCGCUUUCCAACGCGCCUUCGCGAGGAUGUUGUAGGAAGCCUAAACUUAUGGGAGCAAAACAGUGCGAAAUAAAAAAAAGAAAGAGCUUGUCUCAGGGAUGUAUAUGCCCUCUUGACACAGAAUGCCAUUCGAUGGUAGUUUGUAGGCAAACUAUAGCGCUGCUUUCUUCAAGGGGAAGGCAGGGCCCGAAAGAUGUUCGAACUUCAUGCUGGGGUCUUCAACGUCGUUUAGAAGAGCGCUCGAGUGGUCAUGAUGAUAUUAAACGCACACCAGGAAAGCUUCAGCGCAGUGUUUCCGCGCACAUCACGUGCAUAUUUUUAAUUACGCGCAAAUGAGCAAAAAUAAACAACCUUGCAAAAAAAAAAAAAGAACGGGCAAGUUUGCAUGCAUUCGGUCGCGCAAAGCUUAGGCACAGUGAAACUUACUGGCUGCUACUGCUGGUAUUAACUUGGUUGCCUUCUAGGUCAUAACUUAGUUUAACUGAACUACGCAUGUAGGAAGGUAUUCUCGAGCGAUCAUUUUCAGAGGUACCUUCCCUUUCGCGACAUUUCGCGUGACUAGCGCUGGACGCGUCGGUGCCUACGAGCGACAGCGUUCCUGGCAGGCCACAGACGCAAGCAGGCUAACCAAGGUUGGCACAGUGCCAAGAACGCUGCUGCUUGCGGACGCCGAACGCGUUGGAGGAUAGCCGCUCGUUAUCAGUCGGCCAGCUUCGCUGUGUCUUGAGCUUUGCGCGGCCUAGUACAAGCUUUCGAUUUUUUUUUUCUCCUGGCUCAGCGUGCCGCGGAGAGAGGAGAGGCGGGGGUCGGGAUGGCAGGGAGCUGGCGAGGAGCAGACCGCGUGCUCCUCCGUGUUGCCAUGGCUACGGCGCGGCAGUUUCUUGGCACGCACCACAAAUUACGGCUGGCUUAAACAGGUUUGCUGUUAAUAAUUAGGAUUGCGCUGGUUCGUUCGAGAAAAUCACCUGUUCGUUCGCCCUUCAUUUGACAGAUUUGUCGCACUCUUUUCAUAUUCCGCACAUUUUUUCCAAUUUCAUUUUUCAUUUCUUUUUUUUUUCUUUUGUGGUGAAAGUGUCAGGCACAUUUCUGAAUUGUUCGGUCAUGUGGCAGUUCGAGUCACGAGAACUGAAAGCUUUCUCUUCGAUUUCUCCACAAUGGGAGUAGUGCUAACGGUUGAGUUUCCAUCGAUGGCCUCUCCACUUGGUGUAGCUGCCCGAAAGUCUCCAAGUGUCUAGAUAUCGGUUUACGCAUCUUCGAAACAUGAUUACCAGAGGUCGGCUUUUUUGUUACAUAAAUAUAUAAGAAUUUGAUUCCGGGGCCAAAACCACGACCUGAUUAUGAGGCACGCCGUAGUGGGUGACUCUGGAUUAAACUUGACCACAUGGGGUUUCUUAACGUGCAUAAAGCGCGGUACACGAACGUUUUUGCAUUCUUCCCCGUUCGAGAUGCAGUCGCCGCGGCCGGGGAUUGAACCCGGGUCCUCGGGCUCAGUAGCGCAACUUCACACUACCCGAGCUACCGCGCCGAGUGCAUUAAUAUAUGGCAAGAGAGAGAGAAUAAGGGUGGGAGAAGGUACUAGCGUGGUGGUGCGCCCUUCCGCGAAGGCCGUCUGCACAGCGUCCUAACAGCAGCAGCUAGCGCGCCUUCAAGGGAAAAAAAAAACAACACAAGAAGGCAUACAAGCCCGAAGACAGAGACGCUCGUCCGAGUGACCACAUUUUUUUUUUCUUCUUCGCUCAUCAAAGUGCAAUGUCCCUUCUCCGUCGCUCUCAGCUCGAAGUUGGGGAAGAUGAUUACAAACUGCCCGCUGCACUCCGCUCAUUUUCCCCUCACCACUCGUGCAUCCCCCUCCCCCACCCCCUCAACCCCAGCAACCUUAACGGACAGUGAGUGUGAACAGCCGGCUACGGAACACCGACAGAGGACACGACGAACGCCGAACUGCUUUGUCCCUAGCGUGUCAGUGUGUCCGAAGGACCUCCGACGACAAAAGAAAGAGAGCGCGCGCACACACGCAUGGACUCUCCCAGUGAUGAAAAAUAAGCGUGUGCGCAUACUGUGAUCCAUUCGAACAUUCUUACUGUUUUUUUUUUGUUUUUUUUUUGUUUUUUUGUGCUUGCACGCAUGCAAUUCUGGCUGCGUCUUUCUUUCUCUGAUGCCACUUGUAUGUAUGUGUUUUCUGCUGAUUGUCUUUUUCUGCCGGGACCAUCUUGUUCUUUCUUUUCUUUCUCUCUCUCGCUGCACAUGGCCCGGCCGCCGUUAUUCAGGAAGUGAAGUGCUGCUCUUUUAUUUUCCCCGCCCCCGGGAGGACGAACCCUUGUACAUUGCGUCAUAUUUUCUUUUUGUGACAUACCGUUGUUCUUAUUGUUUUAUUUUCGCUCUCUGUCUACUUUAUUUUUCUCUCGUGCACAUCGGGGACAGAACCAGUGUCUUCUAUACAGUGUCUAUUCUAUACUAUACAACGUGGCGGCGUUUUGGCGUCGUCGUUUCCAACAGGGUAUCUACAUUGAACGCGCGACGGUCGCCCGCGAAGUAGCCGCGGAUGUGAACAUACGCAACACACGCGGGUGGUAUUCAUGGCGUGAGUUCUUCUUGCCGGGUCUCGGGACUUUUUCUCUGAGCUGUGACAUUUUGUCUCCGAUCACAAGCGACUCAGUUAUUCCAGACAGCGUGACAUCGGCGACCGUGUGCUAUACUGUUGUAAGUCACAAACCUUAUACUUAUACUAGCGACACCUGGUGGUGACGCGUGCAACGACAGCAGUCCUCCUCGAGCUAUUGUUUCGGAGUGCUACAUCUUUCGUCAGCUAAUUCUGAUCACAAAAGAAAAAUAGCGUCGUUCUUUCCUUCGUUUUCCUUUAAUAAGCGCGUAGGAAAUACUAAGCAACAAAAAACGUGCCCUUAUUGCAAAUGAAACCGAGGAGUCUGCUCACCACCGAUAUUGUUCUAGCGCAUGGAGUGAAUGUAGAUUGGCUAUAUGGAUGAAAGAUGGAAACGUAUAUGCUCAUAUAGUCUCUUAUAAAAUGGCGGCGUUAUCGUGUGCCUCAAGUCCUUUCUUUUGCUGAUCGUUGAGCACGCAGCAAUUGGGGUUGGGUGAUAACUGUGUUACACAACAAAACGUGAAGGACCAGGCAGGCUGUCGUUGUACGGGCAACGCCCCGUCAUCUGUUCUCUCUUCGAACAUCCGCUGUAAUAAUAGGCAGCUAUGUGACAGUUGAUCUACACUUGAUUAUAUUUAUUAGAGUUUUUAGCUGCAUUAAGUGUGCGAAUCUUAUAUUUUCGGAGCUACUUUAUACUAUAUCCACACCACUGUGUUUGCGAUUGGUGCCCAAGGUCAGUUCAACGCAAACCAUAACCUUAAAAUAGGGUGUCGCUACUUCGAACAGAAAGGGACACGCCGUGGCAUUUCCGAUUGCAAUGUGCGAGGACCAGGGUGAACAUUUUGGCUUUUCUGAGGGAAUGGCGGAAAUGGUAAUGGUCGUUCACUGACAAGCACUGUACGUCGCCAUCACUACGGUCGUCAAGACUGUAGCCAUUGAUAAGAAAGAAACAUGUGGCUUGUGCCGAGAAAGCUUUUAUUGCUCACUCGAUUAACAUGCCUAUACAGUUCAGUUCUUGUUUUCGUGUGAGGAAAUGAGCGCACUGACUGCGUCUUACUUAAUUGCAUAGAUGUCUUAAUAAUGGAAAAGUUUAUGAGGCUAGCUGUUGAGACCUGCUUUAUUUGCACUAACUGGGCUAUCUGAGCGGAUAAUUAAACAUUGGCACAUAGUCGAGAGCUUUAUUUGGACGUCAUUGAAGCUGAAGCCUUCGAAGAUACAUUUCUUCUCGGCAGUCGAAAUUUGAAGUUACAGCUUGUAACGAUUUCCUCGUCGUUUAAAAGCACUGCUCGAUAUAACAUAGUAGUUAAUGAUGCUCUAUAAUGCAGAUAAUGAGGGUUCCACUAUAGUUAGAGCGAUUUACAUGCUUAGCCAUUGUCCAAUUCUAUGAUGUUGUCGAAUUGCGUCAUCCAGCAUUUUCUGAUUGGCUCCAAAGUGGGCCCCCUUUUUCUGAUUGGCUCAAUUGAGAAGGCAUGACGAAAUUAGGUUAACGGCAGCUAUCUUGGUCGACGAAGCGCCAAGCUUUGUUUAAACACAUUUCGCUUUUCAGGACUCGCAUUCUGCCAAUAGAGAUGUAAAUUUUCACCCAAUCGAUUGCAUCGCAGCUAUACAGUCACCGAAAUCUAUUCUCGACACAGUGUGACAGUUGCUCAAAAAUUGUGCUUACAAACCUUCACAAUGCAGGCACGUGUCUCAUUUCUGGAACUGAGAAUGCGGGCUAACAAAAACAAAAUAGGCAACAUGUAAACAAAAUAGACAACGUGCAAACGCUGUGAGUGAGCGACAUGUUCGGUCCAGACAGUGCUCCGAAAAUUUCGACAGCUCUCCAACAUACAUGCGGCCGUUUUUUCGGCAAUUCACUUUCUAACGACACCAAUACAUCAGCUAUAUAGAGCCAUUGGACUCGUAUUGUAAGAAUUGCUACGUCAAUGAGCUCGAGUGCAUUCGGGACUGCAGAUGCUUUCAAAGGUUGAGAACGCCUGCCUCCUUAACAAUGCACGCACGAACGCGUAUAACGGUAAUGAAUUCGCUCGGUCUGAUACGCGCCCGAACGAUGAGUCGUUGCUUCUACGAGUACACACCUUGACAGACGUCUUUCCCGAGUGUGUUUUUGACUGCUCAGUGUAAAUAAGAGGCCGUUCAACGCGAUCGCCCGAAUCGCGCGGGCUCAAGCCUCCGAUCGCGCGCGCAUGCGCGCUACGGGAAGAGCGAACUUCGACAAUAGCGCACGCUGCAGUACGCAUGCGCAAACCGCUGGAUGUACAGGGAAACGCGGCAAAACCAAUCGGAGAAAUCAGGGUCGUGGAGCAUCGCAGAGACUGUUUUUUUUU